Molecule: messenger RNA, 5403 nt
Organism: Parasteatoda tepidariorum (common house spider)
Lineage: Eukaryota; Metazoa; Arthropoda; Arachnida; Araneae; Theridiidae
Product: glutamate receptor-interacting protein 1
Biological process (GO): neurotransmitter receptor transport, endosome to postsynaptic membrane
Molecular function (GO): protein binding
Source: RefSeq, a predicted model, not a curated record
UGUUGUUACAGAGAAUCAAAAUCGUAACCUCUACUUGCAAAAAAUUAUGAUGUAUUUUUUACCGGUUUCACAUUAGCAAAAAGUAAAUAAGCAGACUGUUUUGCAUGGGAGUUUCGUUUAACAAUUUUUAUUGUAUUUACUCACCGCCUUAUAAUUUUUUAAACAUUUAUUGUCCUAUUAAAUGUGAAAUUCGCGCUUGCUGAAGUUUAGAAUUUUGUACAUAGUAGCUUUUGUGUUGUUUUGACUUUUAACUUUCUCUAAUGAGAGUGCGCAUGCGUUCGAUGAAUUCUGUUCUUGUUUUGAGAAACUCUCGUUCACAUUAUUUGUUUGUUUUCUGUUGUGUCCCGAAUUCGGCUCGAAUUUUGAUUUUUUAUAAAAGAAGAAGUUUUAAUGAGCAAUUUUUUGUAAACAUUUUUUUAGAAGGUAAUGUCUGUUCUGACAAUAGUAUCUGAAGUAUGAUAUGAUCCAAUUAUGUCAGCUAAUAAAUAUUGAAUAACAAACUAUUUAUUUAAAAUAAUUUGAAUAAACGUUAAAAGAAGGAUGCCUGGUUGGGGAUCCGGUUGCUUUGGAUCAUUUAAGAAAAAUGGUGAUAAUUUUUAUACAAAGCAGUGUGGUUUAGAAGCUUCUCAUGAUGAAAGGUUGUCCAGCUUUAUCAGUGAGGACAAAAAAGGAACAUCAUUUGUGGAGUUGGAGAAAAAAGAAGGAAUGACUUUAGGACUUAUAAUUUCAGGUGGUAUUGACAAAAAUUCGAAACCUAAAAUUGCAAAUCUGAGGCCAGGAAGUAUAGCUCAUAGAAGUGAUGGUCUUGCUGUUGGAGAUCAUAUUAUUUCUGUAAAUGGUAUUCGAACUUGUAAAUUGAAACACGAAGAAAUAGUAAAUUUACUGAAAAAUGCUGGAAGUAAAGUUACGUUAGAAAUUGAGUAUGAAAUACCUUCUCCCAUUGAUAGUGCUAUUCCUUCGACAUCAAAAGUUAUUCAAGUGAAAUUAGAAAAAGAGAAAGAAAGUUUUGGUUUUACAUUAAGAGGUGGCAUUAAUAAUGUUCCAGGGAAAUCAAGACCAUUAACUAUUACUCAUGUAAGAUUUGGAGGUCCAGCUGAUAGAACUGGAAUUAUAAAAGCUGGAGAUAGACUUCUAGCUGUUGAUGGAAUAAAUCUGUCAGCAGCCAACCUACAAGAUGCUUUACAAGUUUUAAAGCAAUUGAAACAAACAGCCUUAUUUACAAUUGAAUAUGAUGUUUCCAUCAUUGAUGCAGUGAAAAAUGCUACUGGCCCAUUGUUGAUUGAAAUAGAUAAAACACCUGGCUGUCAGUUAGGUAUAAACUUAUCUCGUCUUUCUGUGCCUGAACAUGCUAUUGUUAUUGAAAGUAUUCGCCAAGCUAGUAUUGCUGAAAGAUGUGGUGCACUUCAUGUUGGUGAUCAUCUUCUUGCUAUAGAUGAUAUUAAAGUUGACUUAAUGACCUCCGCUGAAGCUAUGCAGCUGUUGAAAUCCUCUUCAGGAGAAACUGUGAAAUUAGAAGUUAUACCAUUUAGUCAGCUAGCUUUAAGGUCAACCCCUGAAAAUUAUACUCACAGAGGAUUGGUGUCUACACGACUUUCAGCUGUCAGGUCUAGUUUUACUAAUUCUGGUUACAACACUCUUUCAUCUCUGAGUGCUGCUACUUACAACUUGCCUAGUCAAUAUUUAUCAAUACCAUCUCCAUUAAUAACAAAAAGAAUUAAUGAUGGGGGUAAUUUAUGCAAUGCUAUCCCAGAUGUCUUACCCAGUUCCUCUGAUGCAUCUUUAAGUUCGAAUACAAUCUGUACAAGUAUUGCCCAUGCUGAUAGGACUGAAGUAAUUUUACAUGCAGAUCACAAAGGAUUUGGGUUUAAUCUUCAAGGACCAUCUUUUUCAUCAGAUAUACUAAUUACUCCACCAUUUAUUACCACUAUUGAUCAUGGAAGUCCUGCUGAAAGGUGUGGAGUUUUGCAUGUCGGUGACAGAAUAUUGGCCGUUAAUGGGGAAACUACUGAAGGAAAUUCUCUCGAUGAAGUUACUAACACAAUAAAUAAUUCUCAUCCUCGUGUUACUCUUAUUACUGAAUUUGAUGUUGCUGAAGCAGUUGUUCCAAGUAGUGGAACAUUUAUAGUAAAAUUAGUAAAAAGUAGUGCAGCAUUAGGUAUUUCAGUUACUGCUCCAAGAAACAGACAAAUUGGGGAACCUUUGAUAAUAGCAGAUGUUAAGAAAGGAAGUGUUGCUCACCGAACUGGCUCAAUUCAACCUGGUGAUAAGCUACUUGCCAUUAACUCAUUGAGAACUGAAAACUGUACAGUUGAGGAUGCUGCAGCAAUUUUACAUACCUGUACAGACAUUGUUAAAUUACGUAUCCGAAAAGAUGAAGCUUUUUCUGAGGAUCCGGAUGCUACUUGUGCUAUCAUAUAUACAGUAGAAUUAGUUAGGCAUGGUGGGCCAUUAGGCAUCACUGUGUCUGGCACAAAAGAACCUUUUGAUCCAAUUUAUAUAUCUGGUCUCACAGAAAAUGGACUGGCAGAAAGAACUGGUGCAUUACACAUAGGAGAUAGAAUUUUAGCAAUUAAUGGUCAUAGCUUGAGAGGUAAAACAUUAAACGAAGCUAUAUGCAUUUUACAAACAUGCGGUGAUGUGGUUACUUUGAAAAUUUCCAAGUGCCCUUGCCCUGAAAAAACUGAUGAUGAAAACAUGAAAAUUAAGUGUGUUCACUGUGUUCCUGAAAAUCAUAUAAAAACAUUCACCACCCCAUUAUCUAGUGUUGACAGUGCUGUUGACUCAUGGGAUAGCUGUAACCAAAAUCUAACUGCUGGUAUUUCUCUAAACAAGACUAGCUUAUAUGAUCAUUCUAAUAGUGAUAGUAAUAUAACUGCUUCAUAUCGAAAUUCAAUUCAGCAGUCUGGUAGAAAAAGAAAUGAAGAUGAGCAUUUUUGGGAUCAUAAAGUUCAGAGAUCAAAUAGCUAUUCUGGCAGCCAGUCUGUGCCAUCAGAAGGAGAAAAAGAGAGUUGGCACAAUGUCUUAGAAGAUUUGCAAACUUGUGGACAGUCAAGUUGGUUGCGUCAAAUUGAGCAAUCAAUAUUAGGUCUAGAUGAGUGCAGUCUAUCUCCUAAAUCCCCUGAUGAUGAAAAAAUGGAUAACAGAUCAAAAACUCCAUCUGAUACACUUUCAGAAAAUAAUUUACAUGAAUUAAACUCUAAAAUUGAACAGUUAAAUACAAGUAUGAAAGAUAAAAACAAUUUCACAAGAGUUCAAGACCAAGGAAAAUUUAAAGAUUACUCAUACAGACAUAGCUUAUGUGUUGAUUCUACUAAUUUUUACUGUCCUUCCUCAUCUUUUUCUGCUCCAUUGCCUAUAGAAAUCCACAAAGUGACUUUAUUUAAAGAUCAGAUAUAUGAAGACUUUGGUUUUAGUUUGUCUGACAGUGAAUAUGAAAAUGGAGUUUAUAUUAACAGUAUUCGCCCUGGUGGACCUGCAGACUUAAGUGGAUUAAUCAAGCCUCUGGAUAGAAUUUUACAAGUAAAUAACGUCAAAACAUACAAUGCUGGCCUGAUUGUUCCUUUAAUUGCCUCUUCUGGUGACAGAAUUGAAUUAGUUAUAAGUCGUCAAGCAUAUGACAAUGUAUCAUCAUCAGAAAGUACACUAGGCAGAGCUAGUAACUUGAACGCUUGGCAUGAAGAAGGUGGUGAAAAAGAUGGCAGUUCAUCUCCUUUGUCUGAAACAAAGACAUAUACUAAAACACUUUAAUUUUUAGUCGAGCUAAAUUAAAUGUUUAUAAAGUUGUACAUUUUGUUGCAAAAACUAAUUUUAAUAUGAUACUGGUCUUGUAUUGUUUUAUGGUGCUACAAUUGUGUUCAUAUUUCUGUAUGUACUUUAAAAAAAUAGUGUAUAUAAAGAGUGUGAUGUUAUAGUCAAAAGCAAAUGCUUCAUACCAUAAUAUUUCUCAGGUUUUCCAUAUUUUUAUAAUAUAUAUAUAAAUGUAUCAUGUUUGUUUGUUUUUAAAUAUAUAUUGUACAACAAUGAACACUUGAUUUUUGAAUCUGCUUUUAAAAAAGUAAUAAAGGAAGAAAAAUGUUUAAAAUUGUAUAAAUUUUUACUGUUGUAUAAAUCGGGUAAUCGUGAAUUUUGUGUCUAUACUAAUAAAAUUAGGAUAUUUAUUUUUAUAAAUAAAUUAAUACAAAUUAUGAUUUGUUAAGAUUUCUGAAAUUAAAAACUUUUCAUAAUUUGUAAUUAAGAGUGGCACAGAGUUUUUAUGCACAAUGAAAUCUAUGUUGUAAUUUAAAAGUUGUUUGCUUUUGAAAAGUUAACAUGUGUUUUAAUUAUGUUUGUGUUUAUGUUAAAGUAAAAAAUUAUAGAAUGUUUCAUGAAUAACUUGAUAGUUUUUUUCUAACUCAUUUAUGAAUUUUUAAAUUUUUAUUUAAAAAAAAAGGUUUAUUGUCAAAACUUCUUCAUUCAUCAACUAUGUAUCCUGCUUUCACUAAUUAAUUUGCUUUACAUUAAGUAGUAGUUGGAAAUAUAUUCUUUGUAGAUCUGAUUAUUCACAAAAAAUGUGUCUAGUGUUAUGUGAGACAGGUGAUUAUUAAAAAAUUAUAUAAAUUAUUGAAAAAAAAUGUUUUAAAUUUAUAUAGCUUAAAUUCAGAUCUUUAAAAUGAUUAUAACCAAAAAGCAAAUUUUAUUUAAAGAUUUGAAGUUUGUUAAGAUAGUUAGAAAGUCUAUUUGAAAAAGUAAAUGAAACUAAAAUAAACAAUAUUUUAUUUCGAAAUUGGAAAAAUGUAGUUGUGGAGAAAUAUUUUUACCAGAAGUAUUAAGACAAAAAUCUUAGCAACUGCUCAAUGACUCUGGCACACAUGUCGAUAAAUAAAUGUUAGAAAAGAAUACAUAAUAGCAUUCAUAAUAAUAAUAAUACAAAAUAACUGUAUAGAAUAUAUAAUAGCUUUCAUUUGUUCUAAUUCUGAAAUGUCUUUCAUAAUUUUUUUUGUUUGUUAAAAAGUACUUUUUGAACGUCCAUAAGUUUUAUUGCAUUUUCUGCAAAAUAUGAAAUUCUGAUUUUUUUCUGUAUUUACUAAUAUUUAUUCUUCAAAUAAUGUGAUAUGAGGACACUUUUCCCGGAAAAAAAAGUGCCCAUUUAUCUCAAAGUCGGGAAACAAUUGUUUUCUAAAGCUACAUCUAGCCAAUAAUUCGUAAGUAGUUUUUUUAAACUGUUUGCUAGUAAAUUUGAAAUAAAGAAAUGCUUUGCAGCAUAUGUUGAAUAUUGAACUACCGAUACAAGGGUAUUUAUUCAUAUAUGUUUUGAAUUUUUGUUAAUUUCAAAGGGGUAAAAGAAAAGAAACUUUUUGAUGAUAUUGAAAUGUGUUAUAGGAUGCUGGCAAGAGGGGCCAAUAAAAAUUUAUCCAAACAAUACAU